This is a messenger RNA of Peniophora sp. CBMAI 1063, 2847 nucleotides long. Lineage: Eukaryota; Fungi; Basidiomycota; Agaricomycetes; Russulales; Peniophoraceae. The record is from the annotation of a GenBank genome assembly.
AUGAGGAGCUCGGGGCCGACCGCCGUGCUCGGGCCGAUGAGGGGCUCGGGGCCGAUCGCCGCGCUCGGGCCGAUGCCGGAUGCCGAGCCGAGCUACCGAGGGCAAGCCCGAGGAACGAGUUUUACAACCUACAAAGCAACAACCGUGCACGGCAAUCCAAUUCUACAACAACAAAGGCAAAACAACAAGCAGCUAGAGUUGGCAGGGAAGGCUCGACACGGCGCCGGUUCCGGCGGUGUAGGAAAGCCGCCGGCGUACCCCUCCCCCGCGCCUCAGUACAGCCCUCCACGACAAGAUGCGGUCGCAUCACAAGGUGUUGCGGAAGCCUCAUCGACAUCUGCCCCUCCCCUUCGGAGCGCCAUCCCAGCUAUAGCCGAAGCACCGAUGGACCUCGACGAGGAUGCCCCUCCUGCGCCUGCUGCGCCACAGGCUGCGUCGUCCAUUACUCCCAUUGCCACAGAUGGGCCAGAAGAACAUCGCGGGCCUGUCGUAUUGGCAGCGCCACCUUCCAAUCAGUCGCCGUCGGACGCACGACCAACAGCGCGGAGCUCAAACAUCGAUGGCGGCGCAGCUUUGUCCGUCAUUCAGGAAGACGUUGCGAUGGCUGAUGUCAGUAAUGUGCCAGAGGGUGCUAGGAAGCGCCGCAGGCGAUCUGCCGCCGGCGAAAACUUGCACCCUUCGCCUCAGUCUGGGGAUGGUGCUAGUGGCACCGCACCGCCGCGCAAGUGUCCCCGCCGCCAAGAUGCCUCAGCCUCUGGGAAGCAAACAGCCGCCGCAGAUAACGCCGCAACAGGGCGCGCGCACGCCGGUGAUGCUCCGCCCCCGAUAAAUGGUGCUUCUACCACGACGCCUUCACUUGUUCCCGACAUUUCAUUCUCGCACGAGAGCGAACAUGGAUCACAGGCGCCCUCUGAGCCGCUGUCGCGCUCGCUGUCGUCGCAAGCUUCGCAAUCUGGCGCAUCUACUGAGGUGUCCCGGACUGCCACGCCCUCGUUCGCUCCGAUUCCCGCGGAGGAAGUCCGCAGUGCGCCGGCUCCGGGUGCUGUCGAUAAGGGCAAGGGCAAAGCGCCAGCUCGGACGAAGGUUUCAGGCGGACAGCAGCGCAACAGCUCCGUUCCACGAAACCGCGGCGUGGAGUUUCACAGUCCUGUCCCUGGGACGCGCCCUGUGCCUCAAACCGGCUCAGAUCGGUUUCGUGCUCGACCCUGGCCAGUGGUUCCUGAUGUAGAUAUGCGUAUCGACGGUGAGGGCGCUCGCGACACCCUGAGCGCUGUUGGUCGAAUCACCUAUCCACAAGGCGGUCCGCCUCCCAUGUCGACCCUGAAUUUGUCCGGAGACAUCUUCCUCGCCAACCACGUCGAACGAGCGCUCUGCCACGAGAUGCGUGAUACAAUCAAUCACCAUCGCGACUGGUUACUAGGACGGUACGAGCCAGAGCAUGUUGCUCCUCGCCAUCGCGAGAUCAUGCAGGCUCUGCGCGAGUUGAAAGACGUGGUCGCCUCAGGGAGCAGCGCGCACGUCUCUGCGACGACUGCGACUCGCGAGGCACGCCCUGGUGCCGCAGCCACUACGCUCCAUCCCUCGCUUGCGCCUUCCGGGGUGCCUCCGGUCCAGGGUGGCGGUCAUCAGCGCGGCGCUUUUGUCUCGCCGAUCGCCGCUAGUUCUCUCGGGGCAGAAGUGGCCUCGCAGUCUUCAUCCUCCGGCCUUUCCGAAUCCGGGUUGAGGGAGAUACUGGCAAGCUCUCUGGCCCCCUUCCACGACAUGGCUGGCAACGUCCAGGACCUCACGCGGCGAUUUGCAGAGUUGGAGCCUAUCACUGGACGCGUCAACGACAUGUCCAUGCACAUGGAUACGAUGACAGGCCAAGUUGAGAUCUUGGGAACGGACAUGCGGUCGCUGGUGGCUCGCGUGAAACGUCUCGAGGAUGUCGGCCCUCUGGCGCGGAACUUGAGAGCGGUGUCUGAAUACCAAGACCGGGUAGGUGAGGCGCCAGCCGCGAUGCUCGUCUUGCGCGACGGACUCUCAGGAUCUGCGGCGAGAGUGUGCGGUCCUGCGAACAUCAUUGCACCGCCAGUAGUGACGCCCUCCCGCGAGCUCAACGAAGUGGCGACAGCCGCCUCUCCCACCGCCGCGUCGCGAGCCCCUUCGAUUCAACGACGUACGUCAAACCAGGCGCCCACGUUGCCUACGUCGCCGGCUCCGGCGACCUCACGCCAUGACACACCCCAGGCGCAUGCUGCCACCGCUGGCGAUCGAGAUACUCCUCCCAGGCCGCCUGAGCAACCCCCCGCGGAGGCGUCAACGCCGCGGCCGUCAGUUUCGCCAGGAGCGCGAGCCGUUGUGGCUGUCGAUACCGUGACUUCUCAGGCGCACAAGACGCCGGAAUUGGACUCGCCUCUUACCACAAACCCGUCUUCUGGGAAUGUGUCGGCUGCAAACUCAGACAGAGGUGUCGAUGCGCCUCCUUCCCAAGCUCCUGCCGCUACUUCACCGCAUCCGUCUGGCAACGCCACCGACGUGGAAGAGGGCUCUAGCGACGAGGACGUCCCGCUGGAGACUGGCGAGGACUGGGCGUUAACUCAGUCCGCUCAGCGCCGCGCGGCCGACCGCGAGGGCUCAGCUCCUCACCGAGUGUCGCAGACACACGUUGGCGAGAUGAGUUCCGGGGAUGAGGAUGCCGACGGUAGCUCUGACGACGAGCAACCCGCUCCUGGUCCUGCAACUGCCUCGCCUCAGAAGGGUGGACGCACCGGUCGAGGUCGCGGUGCCGGCUCCCGUCCUCCGCCUGCCGAUGCCGCUGCAGGGCGUCGCUUUGGUCUCCGCAAUCGUCAAGCUCGUUCGGGCUGA